CAUGGACAAAGCUCGAAUUCGAUAUUAAAUAAACAGUAACAUAAUCCGGUGUUAAUGUAAUGCGCACUAAAUAAAAGUCGGUGUUGGCGUUCAAACCAUUAUAACUGACACACUGCUUUUUAGAAAGAUGGCGUUUAAUUACUUCGCAAUUAGAUCAAUAUUUGUCGUAUUUGUACUCUCUGCUUUCCAAAGUAUAAAGACUGUGAACUGCAAUUCAGAAGAUACAUGCAAGGGGGUGCUAGACAAUUGCUGCAAGUACUGUGAUAAUCAGGGACAAGUUUUACAUAAAGAUGACGUUUGUAAAAGCAGAAACAGAAAAGCGACCUUCUUUGACGGCAAUAAUAUAAACCAGUACGGUAUUUUUUACGGGCCAUCGCCAUCAUUGAACACUUUAACAAUCUCUUUAUGGACUACCGUUUGGUAUGACGACUACUACAAAAACAAUGCCUUUGUAGCAAUGGUAUCGUAUGCAGAUAGUCAGACACAUAACGCCUUUGUUCUGAUUAUUCGCAACUCCUCUUUGGAUAUUUAUAUAGUUGGUGUCAAAAUUCAGACAGGAGUCAAUGACCUCCUUGAUGGAAAGCCACAUCAUUUGGCUGUUACUUGGGAAUCAUCCAGUGGACAAAUAAAUGUGUACAAGGACGGCAUGAUACGUAGUACUAAAGUUGGUGGAAAGAGUAAAAGUCUCAAAGCUGGUGGACAAUGGGUGAUAGGGCAAGAUCAAGAUUUUGUUGGAGGAGGAUUUGAAAAAAAUGAUGCUUUUAAAGGUGAAAUUGAUUUCGUGUACGUUUGGAACGAGAAACUUACGUCUAGAGAGAUUAAGUUUUUGGCAAAGAACUGCAAUUCAGAAUUGGAUGGGUAUAUUAUUGCCUAUGAUGAUUUCAAGUUUUCAAAAGCAACAAACCUCAGAAAACCAACAUGUGCAAAGACUUUCUGAAUAAAUUUAAAUUUAAAGACAAUGACAAAGCCAUAAUGAAAACAUGUCAAAAUUUCAAUUUAAAAAUUAGUUAGUAAUGAAGUGUUAAUUGCAAUUCAGAAUAAAUUUAGUGAACUCCAAUAUAAAAUAAUGAACACUAAAGCAUUCAUUGAAAUACCUGUUAUGACAGGCUCUCCAAUAAUUGCUUAUUGUUUCAUUGUUGAUUUAUUGAGUAUCACUUAGAAUAAUUUUCUCUGAGAAUGAUUUUCUAGAUUUUUCGUUCGAAAACGUAAGACGUAAGACUUUCUGGUUACAGCAGCUUACUAUGUCUACAUUCUAGUAGUUACCAUGUCUUUUUUUGUGAAAUGACCAUGUUUUUUUAAGUCAGUCAAAUGAUACACUGUUUUACCCAAAUUGAAAUUAAAUUUGCUGUUAAUUCUA
Messenger RNA from Xenia sp. Carnegie-2017, 1357 nucleotides. Its product is annotated as C-reactive protein 1.1-like. NCBI's taxonomy places the organism in Eukaryota, Metazoa, Cnidaria, Anthozoa, Malacalcyonacea, Xeniidae. The record is from RefSeq and is a predicted model, not a curated record. Bases 128 to 937 code for a protein of 269 amino acids. The transcript is spliced from 4 exons.